AUGAGUCGAUUAGGGUUUAAAUCCGUGGUUUAUCAUGGUGAUGUUUAUCUCGGGGAGCUGGAAACAGUUCCGGUGAACGGUGUUAAUUUCCAGUUUCCCAACAAUGAGAUUCGGAUUCGCCACAUAGCCCCAAUCAGCGAGAGGUGCCAUCCUUUGUCUGUGCUCCAGACGAUCUCACAUGCCUCCGUUCGCUGCAAGCUGGAGCCCGGCUCUAAUGGCAGCUCCAAUCCUGGUGGCGAACAGUCGCUGCUCACCAAUCUCCACGCAACUUGCUUCUAUGAGCUGAAGACGGCUGUUGUGUUGCUCGGUAAUGAGGAGGUUCAUUUGGUGGCCAUGCCUAGCAAGCAGAAGAGAUUUCCGUGCUUUUGGUGUUAUUCUGUGCCAUGUGGUUUAUACAGUUCAUGUUUAUGGAUGUUGAACACGCGGUGUUUGGCAAUUGUGUUCGAUCUUGAUGAGACUCUGAUUGUUGCUAACACAAUGAAGUCGUUUGAAGAUAGAAUAGAGGCUUUAAUGGGUUGGAUAGCACGUGAGACUGACCCUAUCCGGGAGUCUGGGAUGACAGCAGAGAUGAAGCGAUAUGUUGAGGACCGGGCAUUAUUGAAGCAGUAUGCAGAGACCAACUCUGUUGUGGAUGGUGGUAAAGUGUAUAAAGUUCAGCAGGAGGAAGUUCCUAUGCUAUCUGAUGGGAAUUACCGUGUUUUUCGGCCUGUAGUCAGAUUGCCUGAGAAAAAUAUUGUUCUUACGCGUAUUAACCCUGAGAAUCGUGAUACCAGUGUGUUAGUGAGGUUACGACCUGCUUGGGAAGAUUUGAAAAAUUACCUAACCGCGAAAGGCAGGAAGAGAUUUGAAGUAUUUGUUUGUACCAUGGCUGAAAGAGAUUAUGCACUAGAAAUGUGGAGGCUGCUUGAUCCAGAGGCACACUUGAUUAGCUCCAAGCAACUUCUGGACCGUGUUGUUUGUGUCAAACCAGGGGCCAGGAAAUCAUUGCUCAAUGUCUUCCAGAAUGGCAAUUGUCAUCCGAAAAUGGCAAUGGUGAUAGAUGAUCGCUUAAAGGUUUGGGAAGACAAAGAUCAGCCUCGUGUUCACGUAGUUCCAGCAUUCACUCCAUAUUAUGCCCCUCAGGCUGAGAAUGCAAAUGCUGUACCUGUCCUUUGUGUGGCGAGAAAUGUGGCAUGCAACGUCAGAGGAGGUUUCUUCAAAGAGUUCGAUGAAAAUCUACUGCGAAAAAUACCAGAAAUUUACUACGAAGAUGAAAUUGUGAACUUACCUUGUGCACCAGAUGUGAGCAAUUUCUUGAUAUCAGAGGAUGCUAGUUUUGUGCCAAACGGAAAUCCUAAUGUCCCAAUUGCUGAGGGAGUUAAUGGACCUGAAGUUGCACAAAGACUGGAAGAGAAGAAUGUCACAAAUCCUGCUGCUUCUCACCCAAUGGUUAAUAACUUUGAGUUAAAAUCCAAAAGCUUCAAGCCCCCUGUGGUACCUGUUGCAAAUGUUACUGCUUCUGCAGCCACUAGAGUACCCUUGCCUUCUGAAAAACCUAGUUUGCUUGGUGAUCCAUCUCGAAGAGAUUCCAGGCUUUCAGCUUCAACCGAGCCACCUCUGUUAUCUAGAUCGACUUGGCAGGCACCUCACCUGCAACCUCAAGGAGGCUGGUUAGUGGAAGAUGACCCUAAUAAAGGAAGCUUCAACGGACGAAGCCCGGGAAUCAUUCCGGAAAGCGAUCCCUUCGAUAGACAACGGGUUCGUCAGAAUUCACUCGGUCAUGGUGCAUCAUCUACAGUUCCAGAAGAAGCACCAAAUGCAUCUCUAGUAAAUAAUGAAGAGACCAACUCCCGGAAUGACCAUCAGAAGCAGAGUCCUUUGACAGAACUCAGGUCUGAAGGUGAUAAGACAAAUCUGUUGCCAUCUUUGUCCAUCAGCGUGCUCCAAGAGAUUGGGAGGAGAUGUAGGUCAAAGGUUGAAUUUAGGCCUGUUGUUGGUACCAGUGAUGAUUUGCAGUUCUCAAUGGAGGUCUUCUUUACUGGUGAAAAAAUUGGUACAGGAAUGGGAAAGACAAGAAAAGAUGCCCAGCAGCAGGCUGCAGAGAAUGCACUUCGAUUCUUGGCAGGUGAUUAUCUCUCUUAUGUUACACCUCAUUCCAGAGCAAUGGAUAAUAAUAACUAUGAUAAAAGCUUUCUGGAGAAAGAUAAUGGGUUUCUAUGGGACAAUAUCAAGCCUGGAUCAGAAGAACCACUAGUUAGUAAUGGAUAUUCCAAACAAAGUACUUCAGAAUUGGAGCUCGGUGGCCUUGUUGAUCGAUCAUCUUCAGCAUCCUUGGUUUUGAAGAUUCUCUUUCGGAGGUAG
Molecule: messenger RNA, 2340 nt
Organism: Striga hermonthica
Lineage: Eukaryota; Viridiplantae; Streptophyta; Magnoliopsida; Lamiales; Orobanchaceae
Source: the annotation of a GenBank genome assembly